CCCACAGUGGUGUGCUGCAGUCCGCUCCCAGCCGUUGUUGAGUAAACUACAUGGACAUUAGCGGGCGCAGCGGCACCACCACCGAGCCGGAGUGGACUGAAACAGCGUGCUGUGUGUGGAGAGCCACCCGAUAACGACCAACUAGUGAAAAACCCCCGGUGUGAAACUGCAAGUCUGCUGACACCAGUUUGCAGCCGGGAGACAGCCAAAGAAAGGGGCUCGUGGUGAACUCCGUGUAUUGUGUUUUCAGCCAGGCAGGGAGAGAGAGAGAGAGAGAGAGAGAGAGAGAGAGAGAGAGAGAGAGCUCGGCGGGAAUGGCUUCAUCUCCGUGCGGCAACAGUAACUUUGAUUCCGGGCUGGAAAUCAAGACUCGCUCGGUGGAGCAGACGCUUAUUCCUUUAGUAUCGCAGAUCACCACUCUGAUCAACCAUAAAGACAAGCCAAAGAAGUCCGAGCGCACACUGGCAGCUAUUCACCGAGUGGGCCAGGCAGUGAGUGUAGCUGUGGGACGCUUUGUCACCGUCGGGGAGGCCAUCGCCACUGAGAACCAGGAGUUGAAGGAUGAGAUGGGUCAAGCCUGCUUUGAGGCCCGUCGUGCAGGUGAUGCCAUAGCCCAGCUGACAGAUGUCAGCUCAGCACUGCCAUCGCAGUCACCAUCGCCGUCAGACGCACGUGUCACAGUGUUCAGUGAUAGGACAGGCAUGGUGAAGGCUGCCCGCCUGCUGCUCUCCUCAGUCACUAAAGUCCUGGUGUUAGCUGACCGCAUCGUCAUUAAACAGAUUAUCACGUCACGCAACAAGGUUCUGGUUACACUCGACCAUCUGGAAAGAGUCAGCACCUUCCAGGAAUUUGUGCAGAUUUUCAGUCAGUUUGGCAACGAGAUGGUGGAGUUUGCCCACCUCACCGGAGACAGACAGAACGACUUGAAGGAUGAGAAGAAGAAAGCGCGGAUGGCAGCAGCCAGAGCAGUGCUGGAGAAAUGCACCAUGAUGCUCCUCACAGCCUCUAAGACUUGCCUGAGGCACCCGGAUUGCGAGUCGGCGCGGAUCAACAAAGACGCUGUGUUCCACCGAAUGCGCUGCGCCCUGGAGCAGGUCAUUGAGAUCGUCACCGAGGCACGGAGCUGCGGGGAGAACAAAAUCCUUCCUGCCAGCAUCUACAACGGCAUCAAGGACUUCAAGUCCAGCGUGGAGUGUCUGCGGGAGAACUUGUACUCCUUUCCGCCCCAGAGCAUGGGCAGCCAGCUGGAGGCGCUGGUGGAACGGACGGAAGACUUCACUGACUCGGCUUACACCAGCCACGAGCAGCGGCAGGCCAUCCUCGGUCUGUGCCAGCUGACGCGCCAGGACACCCAGCAGUUGGUGCACGUCUGGGUCGAGGCGCAGUCUGUCCACGCCAAAAAGGCCACAGAGGACAUGGAGGUGUCCAUCCUGAAGACCUGCCAGAGUGUCAAUGACCUUAGACGUGAGCUCCAUAAGGUUGCGGUGGGUCGUGCAACAGACUUGCUAAAAGUACACGGGGAGCAGUUGCCUCUUCUGGCUCUCAAAGCUGCAGGCGCUGAGGGGAACCUUGAGACGGUGGCGGAGUAUUCACGCAAGCUCACUGAGCAGAAGGAGCAGCUGGUGGAGACGUGUCGGCUGCUGUGCCAUGUGUCAGGGUCUGAGCCUCUGGAGAUCACCUGCAUACACGCUGAGGAGACCUUCCAUGUUAUUGGUCCACAGAUCAUCUCUGCGGCCCAGACGCUGGCUCUGCACCCGUCCAGUAAGAUCGCUAAGGAGAACCUGGAGGUGUUCUGCGAGGCCUGGGAGUCGCAGCUCUGUGACAUGGCCCUGCUGCUGAGGGAGAUCAAUGAUGUGUUUGAAGGCAGGCGAGGAGACAAACGACCAUAUUUGUCACUUCCCCGACCUGGGAAACUCUCGGCUAACCUGAAGACUGCCAAGGCUGUCAAGUUGGAUGCAGAGGAGCAGACGAGCAUGGCCAAGCUGGGCCUGGAGCUGCGUCUUCUGUCCUCUGAUGUGGACACAGAGGUGGAAAAAUGGGAGGAGCAGGAGCACGAGAUCGUCCGGCAGAGCCAGAGCCUGGCCAGCAUGGCUUACAACAUGCACCUGUUCACCAGAGGGGAGGGGCUGCUGAAAACAACACUGGAUCUUUUUCAUCAAGCUGAGGUUCUCUCUGAGGAGGGGCUCCAGCUGUGCUCUUCUCUCCGCACUUUCUCCACUCAGCUGGUUGACGAGGAGAAGUCUGCGGUGAUGACAGAGAUAGACAAACUGGUGGCUUUGUGCCAACAGCUGCAGAUGGGGGCAAAGACCCCUGUGCAGGGCAAGACUGCCACCUUCCAGAAGGUGGACUCAUCCAUUCAGACGACCAGAAGUAUCUUGACGGUCGUCCUCUCCCUCCUCCCGGUUUGUAACAAGCUCAACAGAAAGUACAAGUCAGAGAGGAGCAGCCUGGGUUCCCCUCAGGACUGGAGAGAGAGGCAGGAUGCUUCCACGCCCGUCAAAGAAGACGGAGCUCUCAAUAACAAGAACAGCAAUGGUUUCGGUGUCAAAUCACUGGAGCAGCACAUGGCCGGCCUCAACAUCCUGGAGAGCAAAUAAUCCAGGGGAAUGGUCUCCUCUUUUGUCGUCUGGUCUCCCUUGGAGCAGCACAUAGCCAAUCUCACCUUUCUGGACGUGUAACCCAGAAUAUACUUUUAUUAUUCCCCUCAUCCUCAUGCACCCACCUGACAUGGGAUAGAGUUUCCAGGGUCAGUAAGAGUUAGUAUUUACUGUUAAGUAUGGAUCUUAAAGUUUACAGAUCCAAGCUUUCUGUGCUCAGGAGCAGUUUGACCGUAGGGUAGAUUUUUAACUGUAGUAUCAGUUCCACUCCAAUCCACCAGAUGGAGACAAUCAGCCAACACUAUGGCAUCACCAUUUGCAGUGAGCCUCUCUGAAGAGUGCGAGGGGGGCCUGGGAUAAACCUGAUUUUAGAGUCACUUUUAUCUUUUCCCUGGACUUUGAUUCGAUAAACUGAUCAGAAAUCAGGAAAACUCUCCUUGAUGCUCAGCCAUACAUCUGUCUUCACUAUGUGCCUCUAUGCUUCGUGGUGUACUGUAAACGUGUCGCACAUGUAAGCUAAACGGGGAAAAAAACAAACAGUGAAUAUGCUGAGAACCCACCCUGCAUGAUGCUAUCACCGGUCUCUGGUGUUUGAGUCUCUUAUGGUCGAUGUGUCAUAGUUUUGUAAUGUUAACGUGUUCCGUAUUAUAAGUCAUAAUAGUGCAUUCUGUCUGUUGAUCUCUGGCAUUGUAGUCAGCAUCUUACUUGGAUAAAUAAGUAUUUUAAAAGUCAAACACAUCAUGUGAGUAAUGUCCAUUGUCCAUAGUGCCAUGUUUGUAACAAAGUGCAAAAAUCCCAGUUUAAUGCCAAAUAUGAUUGUUCUCAUGAAGACGCUCUGAUCUUCAGCUUGCUACUACUUUGACAUAAAAAGCUCUUAAACCUCCAGUGUAAACAACUGGAGACUUAUUUUUAUUUGGGCCUGCUUUCUCCUAAAAGUCAGAUUAUGAUUUUGGGAUGACAGUAUCUUAGUUUAUACAGUCCUGGGUAUUAUUUAAUCAUAUUGUGUGUAAUAUGUUUUUCUCCCAUAAAAGAAAUGAGAUACGAUACAGAAGUGGCACCGGUGUCAAAUAGAGCCUUGAAGUGUACUUGUUAUGAAGACUAUCAUGAUGAAGCUGCCUCGUUGUGUUAAAUGCUAUAUAUGUAUAAUAUGGUACUUGAAGCAGAGAUGUAUAAAUAUAUACAACUAUUGUAUCUUAAGGUUAUGACUUUGGUACUAGGGGAGGUUGUGAUAAUGACUGAAAUGAAUAAGAUGCAUUAAGCUUUGUACAGUGUGAGAGCAGCUAAGGAUGCUGGGAAUUGUAGGGGGAACUCAGAUGUGAAGAUAGAUAUAGUCAGAUAUAGUUUUGGACCGUCUAUUCUUUUGACAAUUGAAAAAGGUUAGUAAAACUAAGACGUAAAAAAUAAACAAUAUUUUUUGUUA
Molecule: messenger RNA, 4017 nt
Organism: Labrus mixtus (cuckoo wrasse)
Lineage: Eukaryota; Metazoa; Chordata; Actinopteri; Labriformes; Labridae
Gene: ctnnal1
Product: catenin (cadherin-associated protein), alpha-like 1
Exons: 19
Coding region: 315-2597 (760 amino acids)
Biological process (GO): Rho protein signal transduction; cell adhesion
Molecular function (GO): cadherin binding; actin filament binding
Source: RefSeq, a predicted model, not a curated record